Molecule: messenger RNA, 1175 nt
Organism: Olea europaea var. sylvestris
Lineage: Eukaryota; Viridiplantae; Streptophyta; Magnoliopsida; Lamiales; Oleaceae
Product: GEM-like protein 1
Exons: 4
Coding region: 47-892 (281 amino acids)
Source: RefSeq, a predicted model, not a curated record
UUCUAUUUGUUCGCCCUGUCUCUUUUACUCAUCAUCCAAAAGCACGAUGAAUCCGGACCCGAAAAAAAAUCCGGCCUAUCAGACCAAACUUGACGAAGCUCCAGCCCCCCAACCUUCUGCCGAUUACGCUCCGUAUCCGAAACUUGACCUUAAAGAUGUCGCUCCUGUCACUGACACGUGGAGCUCUGUCCCUGUGGGAUCGGAAUCCCACGGCUCGGGUAAUAAUAACACACCUAGGUCUCCGUCGGCUGCUGAAGGCCCGCCUCCGAUUUCCGGCGCCGCCACAACCACCAUGCCUGCCGAAUCCAAUCCCUACGUUUCCUCUGCUCCCGUCCCAGGAUCGUCUUCCUCAAAGAUAAAGGAUGUAUUGGGUAAAUGGGGAAAGAAGGCGGCGGAGGCUACUAAGAAGGCCGAGGACUUGGCUGGAAACAUGUGGCAACACUUAAAAACAGGCCCAAGUUUGGCAGAUGCUACUGUUGGAAGAAUAGCACAGAGCACGAAGGUAUUGGCAGAAGGUGGAUACGAAAAGGUCUUCUGUCAGACAUUUGAGACCAUUGCUGAUGAGAAACUUCUAAAGUACUAUGCGUGCUACUUAUCUACUUCUGCUGGACCUAUCAUGGGAGUUCUGUAUUACUCAACUGCAAAACUAGCAUUUUGUAGCGAUAGUCCUCUUUCAUAUAAAGUGGGUGAGGAGACACAGUGGAGCUAUUACAAGGUGGUUGUUCCUCUGUAUCAGCUAAAAGCAGUUAAUCCUUCAAAGAGCAAAGUCAAUCCAGCUGAAAAAUACAUUCAGAUUAUUUCAGUUGACAAUCAUGAGUUCUGGUUCAUGGGAUUCUUGAACUAUGAUAGUGCAGUGAAUAAUAUACAAGGUGCUUUGGAGGCUCAUCACUAGUCGAGAGGAUAUCCGAAUAUAUCAGAUCAUGUAUGUUUAAAAUUAUCAGUUGCGUGUGGUCGAGGAUAUGCUUUAUUUCGCAGCUUGCCUGGUAUUCAGCUAUUGUUUAUUCAUCUUAGCGAUAUGCAUUGUCGUGGUAAAUAGCAACUUGGUGUGUACAUUUGUUUUGUCAUGACUACCUAAAUGAUUAUGUCUGCAAGUUAAUUUGUCCUCCCUUUUGAGUUCACUGUAGUUUCAUUUUUCUUUUUUGCUUUUGAUUUCUUCAAUUGAUUUUCGUGGCUUU